GACGAUGUCAAUAUUACCUCAUUGCAUAACGGCCACUUGACAUUGUGUUAGCCUAUGCAGGUAAUGAUGUCGUGUCGGAGAACAAGGUGAAGGUCACCUAGUUUAAUACUAUCUCAAGAUACGCCCAGGUUUGGGCCCUCUCAGCUGACACAAAAUGGCCGUUUUGAAAUGUGGCAGACGACAGUUUGAUCUCAAUCUCAUAACAGUCGAACCGGUUUUGUUUCUUUACAUGAUCGGAUCCUUUCUGACGUACCCAACUUUCCAGGCAUUUGUGUUCGACAAGAUCUGCAUUGGCAGCUACAACGACACUUUCUGUAGCAAUCUGCAGAACAAGACGUUCCAAGAUGACCACAAAACGGAAGAGGAUUUUGUCCAGUCUCAGACGUCACACUGGAUUUUGAAGAAAAAUGUUGUGGAACUUGUUAUAUCUUGUUUCAUGGUUGUGUUCAUCCUGGGACCAUGGGGUGAUCGAUUUAGUCGGAAACCACCAGUAAUAGUUCCAUGUUGUGGUGCAAUGCUGGCUUCCAUUACCUACCUGAUCAUGUCGAUUUUUCCAUCAAUCAAAAAAGAAUACAUGUAUAUUGGGUUUGCGCUUAACGGCCUGUCCGGGGCUUACACAGCUCUAUUGAUGUCCGUGUACAGCUACGUGACUCACAUCGCUGAUCCCAGCACUAAAACAAUGCGAGUGGGAAUCCUUGAGUCCAUGUCAUUCCUUGCUGGAACGGUUGGGGUCUUCAUAUCAGGAGUCAUGUUGGACAAUACAAGCUUCAUAUUCGUCUUCGCCUUCAUAAGUGGAAGCUUCUUCUUGGGAAUGCUGUACGCUAUCAUACGUCUGGAGAACAUCACAGCCAACACAAUACCCGAGGGUGAAGGUGUCUGUGCUUGCUGGUUUCUGGCAUCCAUCAAGGAGUCUGCUCGUUGUGUGAUGAAGAAGAGGCAGGAGAAGAGAACUCGCUAUAUCGUCUUACUGCUUGUUGUCUUCAUCGUACUUAAUCUUGGAACAUCGUGUGAAAUUGAUGUCCUGUUCCUGUACACAAGGCGGGCACCCCUCAGCUGGUCCUCAACAAUGUUUGGUUACUAUAAGGGUCUGGAGAACUUCACUCGCAGCAUAAUCCUGGUCACUGUUCUGCCCCUGUGUAGGAAGAUGAGGGACACCACUCUGGGACUAUGGGGCCUGGCGUCCAAGAUCAUCGGCCUUGUUAUUAUUGGUGUCAGUCAGUGGACAUGGCUCCUAUUUCUAGUGGCGAUAUUUGCCAUGUUCCAAGGCUUUCCAGCAGCUGUUGUUCGGUCACUCUUGUCCAGCAUGGUCAGCCAGGCUGAACAGGGACGACUGUUUGGAGUGGUAGCUGCUGUGGAGAGCAUUGGAAGCUUGUUGGCAUCCCUCCUCUUCAAUGAACUCUACCCAGUAUCCCUUUCUUUCUUCCCGGGAUUCAGCUUCCUGCUGGCCGCUGGUAUAUGUGUCAUUGGGGCAGCCAUCAUGCUGUGGCUACAUUUUGAACUCCCAACCAUGGUGUACUGUGAUAUACAGCAAGAAGAAACGGAAGAAACGUCACCGACAGACAACACAACUAUCAAUAAAGGGGACCUGCAGACAGACCAAGUUGUGGCCCACAUGUAAUGGAAGUCUCUUUCAUGAUGUACCUGAGGUUUUCCUACUGACAAGCUGCAUCACAGAUGUUCAGAUAGUUUAAUAUAUAUAUACUAUUAACUCCUUACCUUUUCCUAACGUCAUUGCUUUAAGUGAAUACACAAUGCCAUUUAGAAAGUAGUUAAUGGUAUUUGGGAUUUCAUUUUCUGUGUUGGCGAUUUGGAGCCUGACUACGAGAAUGUGGGUUCGAACUCAGCCCAACAAAAUUACUAGAUUCUGUACUUUACUGAGAAAGUGUAAUCCCAAAUAUAACAUGUGUUACGUUGUCACUGCUGUACCUAUAUAUUACAUAUAUUAAAACAUUAAUGUUGAUUCUAACAAAAUCACAGCAAUCGCACACAAUAGAAUGUUUAGGAGCGACCAGAGUGCAUUUGAGUAAGCGUAAUAGUAUGCUGUACGCUCGCUAUGGACAGAGAAGUUUUACCUACAGCACAGCUGUAGAGUGGAACAACCUCCCAGUACAUGUGAAAGACUCAUCUUCUCUUCAGUCAUUCCGUAGAACAAAUACACUUAUUAUUAUUAUUAUUAUUGUACUUAAAGUGAUGUUCAUUCAUUCAUUCAUUCGAUUCUUUCAUUGCCAUAUAUUUCUUAAUACUGGAUUCAGUAAUUAUGUAUUGUUUGUUAUUUGAUUUGACAGUGUUGUUGUUCGAUGGAUGAUAAUAACACCAUGCGUUGUAUUUAAUACAAAAAGGGUAUAUCUGCAUACAUGCAAGGCUACCGGGGAUUCCCGUAUUUACGCCCGGCCUUCAAAAUAGCACCUUCACAUUUAAACUAUAAGUCCGCAAUCACGUCAACAGCAGCCACAGCGGCUCCACAGAUGGCACAAACACUGCAGGAAGAGCGGGUGAAUAUUCCCCAAGCCACAAUUCACCAGGCAGUACUGGGCCUUCACAUAGGGGCUGUUUGACUGUAGACAAGAAGGGAUAGCCUCCCCGUUGCCAUUCGAUUGUUUGACAGACCUCCCUCAGUGACAAUGCCUUGUGCCACAUUGGGCAAUUUAUUAUGAUCUUUUGAUUAUUUAUAUAAUAAAAAAUACAUCUGAAA
This is a messenger RNA of Haliotis rubra (blacklip abalone), 2692 nucleotides long. RefSeq names its product proton-coupled folate transporter-like. The record is from RefSeq and is a predicted model, not a curated record. Gene Ontology annotation, biological process: transmembrane transport. Gene Ontology annotation, molecular function: transmembrane transporter activity. Bases 155 to 1618 code for a protein of 487 amino acids. NCBI's taxonomy places the organism in Eukaryota, Metazoa, Mollusca, Gastropoda, Lepetellida, Haliotidae. Gene Ontology annotation, cellular component: membrane. The transcript has 7 exons.